Synchiropus splendidus (mandarinfish) is the source of this 1673-nucleotide messenger RNA. Its product is annotated as tartrate-resistant acid phosphatase type 5-like. The transcript has 7 exons. Bases 529 to 1536 code for a protein of 335 amino acids. Lineage: Eukaryota; Metazoa; Chordata; Actinopteri; Syngnathiformes; Callionymidae. The record is from RefSeq and is a predicted model, not a curated record. Gene Ontology annotation, molecular function: ferrous iron binding; acid phosphatase activity; ferric iron binding. Gene Ontology annotation, biological process: bone resorption.
UGUUGGUUUAACACCGUGCAAAAUUGGCGCCUUGUCCCUUUAAAAAGGGUUUGCAUGUCUGUCAAUCGAGCGAGUCAGAGUGGCCAGUAAUUCGCUGACUAAGACUUUCCUGUCGUGUUUUCUCACCAGCCUGUGAGGAAGCGAAAUAAAGAGGCUUUGUGGCAAACAUGAGUUUAUCUCUGGAAAUGGGGUGCACAACAGGAACUAGAAAACAGGAACUGGACAGAGGUGUCUGGACAGCAGCUAUUAUAGUAGCCAUAGUGGGUCAGGAGACUGAGUCAGGGUGUGAGCUGGGAUCAUGUGCCGGACUCUGGGCUGGUCCCUCUGCUGCGGGCUGAUAAAAGACUGAGGUGGAGCUCAACCAGGACGCACAGCCCCGAACCCAAGAAUGUGUGGAAUGACCUUUGACCUGCUCUGCUUCUGAUCAGCAGCAACCAGCUGCAGCUGGGUGACCACAGCACAAACAGGUGAGGUUUCAACAGAGAGGUCUUCCUGCCAGUAGGUGGAGGAAGCGGAAGAUUACACAGUAUGGAGCUCAGACUGGUGUCCGUCCUGAUGGCGGCCAUCCCUGUGGCCUUCUGCUUCCCCACGGCUUUCCAAGACCUGGAGGGAGCCGCCAAGAACAGGACCUCCAUAAAGUUCUUGGCUGUGGGGGACUGGGGCGGGGUGCCGUACCCACCCUACAUCACUGCGGUGCAGAAGGCCACUGCCCGGGAAAUGAGUAGGAUAGCUGCGCAGAUGGGAACCGACUUUGUUCUGUCCCUUGGCGACAACUUCUACUACAGUGGCGUGGACAGUGUGGACUCCCCACGGUUUAAGGACACGUUUGAGAUGGUCUACACAGCGAAGUCUCUCCAGGUGCCUUGGUAUGUGCUGGCUGGGAAUCAUGACCACGCUGGGAACGUUAGAGCUCAGAUCGAGUACAGCAAGAAGUCUGACCGAUGGAGGUUUCCUGGCUACUACUACGAGCUGAACUUCCGCAUCCCGAGCACAAACAAGACCCUGACCAUCAUCAUGCUGGACACAGUGCUGCUGUGUGGGAACUCUCUGGACUACCUGGACGAGAAGCCGCGAGGGCCGCUGCGCGCUGUGGACGCCAACCGCCAGCUGACCUGGCUGCAGCAGCGGCUGGCUCAGAACAAAGCGGACUUCCUGCUGGUGGCCGGUCACUACCCGGUGUGGUCCGUGUCCGAACACGGUCCCACCGAGUGCCUCCUGCGAAGGCUUCGCCCCCUGCUGUUGAAGUACAAAGUCACCGCGUUCCUCUGUGGGCAUGACCACAACCUACAGUACAUUGAAGAGUUGGACGUGGGCUACAUUGUCAGCGGCGCUGGAAACUUCCUGGACCCCGACGUCCGACACUGGAACCGCGUUCCGAAAGACUCUGUGAAGUUCUUCACCGGUCAAGCGUCCACACUGGGCGGGUUUGUCCACGCCGAGGUCACAAAAGACAAGAUGAUAGUGACCUUCCUCCAGGCCAAAGGAACCUCCCUGUACCGCACCGUCCUCUCCCCGCGGGACAGAGAUGCUCUCUAACGCACCAGAUGCCCUCCAGAUAUGAAGCCUAGUCACCAAUCCAGUCUUAGCAAUGCCUGUUUUUAAACCCAGAUUUUAAAUUUGAUUUUGUGUCACAAGAAUAAAUAUGUCGUUUUUAAGUGUUCAGCAGCAACUUU